This is a messenger RNA of Penicillium canescens, 690 nucleotides long. RefSeq names its product mitochondrial 54S ribosomal protein bL19m. Gene Ontology annotation, biological process: translation. Gene Ontology annotation, molecular function: structural constituent of ribosome. The coding region runs from base 1 to 690 and encodes 229 amino acids. The transcript is spliced from 3 exons. Lineage: Eukaryota; Fungi; Ascomycota; Eurotiomycetes; Eurotiales; Aspergillaceae. The record is from RefSeq and is a predicted model, not a curated record. Gene Ontology annotation, cellular component: mitochondrial large ribosomal subunit; ribosome.
AUGGCGGCUUUACCAGCAAUGCGGCCGCUAGGCUGUCUGAGGUCCCUGAUGAGGCCAUCAGAGCCUAUCACACCCUUUGUCAACCGCCGGUUUAUCUCGACGGCCUACAGCAAGAGGCCCCAACGCAUCCCUCUUCCCCAGAACAUCCCGGAGCAAUUCCUCUCUCAGAUUCCUCUUCACUACCGCCCGGACCCUACUAAGGAGCCCCUCAAGAUCUACCCUGCUCCGCCAUCUGCCCGCAAAGCAUGCCCGGACCCUGUCGCAGCAGUCACAGAAUCGCAAUUGGCCGAGCUCGACCCCAAGGGUGAGCGACAAGCUUUGUUCGACUACCGACGGAAUGCGCGCUGUGUCAAGCCCGGUGAUAUUGUCCGGGUGGUCUUCAAGAAUGGCGAUCCAUUCAACGGAGUCGUCCUGAGCAUCAAGCUGCGCGGAAUUGAGACUUCGUUCCUCCUGCGGAACGAGCUCACUCGCGUUGCUGUUGAGAUGUCCGUCAAAGUCUUCAGUCCUAAUGUCCAGAGUGUGGAGAUUGUCCAACGCUCGGAGAAGAAGCGCAGAAGGGCGAGAUUGUAUUACAUGAGGAACCGCAAGCACGACCGCCGCAGUGUCGAGAACGUUGUGGCCAGCUAUGUCCGUCAGAAGAAGGCUUUCUUGGGCGGUGGCCGCGGUGGCCAGGGUGGUCGACGACGGUGA